AUGUUAGAAUCAAUUCCGAUGCCAGGCAGCGCCCCACCUCCUCCACCAUCGGCUGAAGGCAACGCUGCUUGGGAGAAAGCACAACAAGCUUUGAAAAAGAUUGCAACACAAACUCCUACAAAAACUACGAACAAUCAGCCUCCUCCACCUCCUUCUUCGCAGGCUCUCAAUGCUCAUGCUCUCAUGAUGCAGUACUACCCGUGGAUGGCUCAUCAAUAUGGUACGCAGUAUCCUCCAGCUCAGAACUAUGCCACGGGGUAUCAGCAACAACCACAACAAAACUAUACACAAUCGUCAUCGAACAAUCAACAAUGGAAAAAACAGCAACAAACGUGGAACAAUGCAAAACAGUGGAAUAAUCGACAACAGGCGCAACCCCAGAAGCAGCCGCAGCCUGUCAUUCCGAAGAAGUUCACACCAUUCACUUUAACUGCUCGUGCUCCUGUACCAACGGCUCCGAAAACGCUGGCACAGGCACCGUCCGUUGUGAGCGCACAAUCACCGGGCGGACUUGGUGUGAUGCCAGAUAAUGUAAGGCGCUACGUGGAACGAGCGUAUCUGGCGACGCAAUGUGCCGAGGACCGCCAAAAGGUGCAGGAGUAUUUGGAAAAGCGGCUGCGACCGCUGUUGCAGGCAGGAACGACACGUGCCAUCGACUGGGAUCGCGAGCCUUUGCCACACGAACGUGGUUACGAACUUCCAGCCUCAUGGACCCCUGUAGCCACUUUGCGUGCAUCGAUGCAGGCCAAUGGCGCCAGCAAGACCACGGCGCAGCAAUCUAAACGUGAACGUAAGCGGACGGCGUCGUCUGACGCCAGCGCCGACUCUAAACGCGAUCGGCGUACAAGUAGCAGUUCAAGCGAUCUGGAAGUUCUGAAAGUCAAGUCGAUUGUUUCGAAGAAGAAGACUCCAAAAGAACGUAAACGUGAAGCUCAUGCGGCCAAGAAGGAAAAGCGCAAACAACAAAAUGCUGAGAAACACAAGAAAGAGUCGGCCACUCGUUGGCAUGUCGAAGAGGACUCAAGCAGGAUUGAAGAGAGAGCGCGAAGGUUUGCAGAAGAUGCACGCAAUGCGGCGGCUUCUACAAUGGCUGCGGCUCGCCCAGUGCGGAUGAAGCUUGUGAGAGGCACUUGUCAAAACAUUGAGAAGAGCUUUUUCAGGCUUACAGCAGCACCAGAUCCAAGCCAGGUACGUCCACCGGAAGUCCUUGAAAAGUCUUUGGAGAAUGUCAAGGAGAAGUACCGCUCCAAGGCGCCGUAUCGCUAUUUGUCAGAUCAGCUUCGAUCUAUAAGGCAAGAUCUCACUGUACAACGGAUUAGAAACAAGUUCACGGUACAAGUUUAUGAAAUCAAUGCUCGAAUAGCACUUGAGAAUAAAGAUCGGGAAGAAUUCAACAAGUGUCAGAGCCAAUUGAAAUUGUUGUACCAUGAAGUGGUGGACUGCCCAAAUGAAGCGGAGUUUAUAGCAUAUCGUCUCCUUUAUUAUAUAGCGAUGUCGAACACGCUUGAUAUUUCAUCGCUUUUGAAAGGUUUAGUAGAGUCGCUUCGAGCAGAUCAGUGUGUUUCGUUUGCUAUGCAAGUUCGUCGGGCCGUAUCAUUGGGAAAGUAUCCAACUCUUUUCAGGUUAUACAAUGUGAGUUGCUCCAUUUUUUUCGUAUAUCUUUUCCACUUGCCAAGAGAG
Cooperia oncophora is the source of this 1680-nucleotide messenger RNA. The record is from the annotation of a GenBank genome assembly. Lineage: Eukaryota; Metazoa; Nematoda; Chromadorea; Rhabditida; Trichostrongylidae.